Dicrocoelium dendriticum is the source of this 267-nucleotide messenger RNA. Lineage: Eukaryota; Metazoa; Platyhelminthes; Trematoda; Plagiorchiida; Dicrocoeliidae. The record is from the annotation of a GenBank genome assembly.
AUGAGCGGGGGGGGUGGGGGGGAGUGGGGGGGGGGGGUGGCGGAGGGGGGGGAUGGGGCGGGGGGGCGGGAGGGAAGAUUGGGUGAAGGCAUUUUUAGGGGAUUUAAGGGGGGGGGGGGGGGGGUGCGGGGGGGAUAUGGGGGGGGGGGGGGGAGGGGGUCGUGGGGGGGCUGGGGUGAGUUAAAAGGGGACGGGAUUUUUAGGGGGGAGGGGGGGGGGGGGGGGGGGGCUGCGAUCGAUAAGGGGGGGAUGGCGUGGGAAAUUUAA